Messenger RNA from Leptonychotes weddellii (Weddell seal), 2256 nucleotides. It is a transcript of the gene RIC8A, whose product is annotated as RIC8 guanine nucleotide exchange factor A. Gene Ontology annotation, molecular function: G-protein alpha-subunit binding; guanyl-nucleotide exchange factor activity. Gene Ontology annotation, cellular component: cytoplasm; plasma membrane. Lineage: Eukaryota; Metazoa; Chordata; Mammalia; Carnivora; Phocidae. The record is from RefSeq and is a predicted model, not a curated record. Gene Ontology annotation, biological process: G protein-coupled receptor signaling pathway.
AUGGAGCCCCGGGUGGUUGCGGAUGCUGUGGAGGCGGGAGAGGAGGACGUGAUUAUGGAGGCUCUGCGCACGUACAACCGGGAGAACUCCCAGAGCUUCACGUUUGAUGAUGCCCAACAGGAGGACAGGAAGAGACUGGCGGAGCUGCUGGUCUCGGUCCUGGAGCAGGGCUUGCCGCCCUCCCGCCGCGUCACCUGGCUGCAGAGCAUCCGCAUCCUGUCCAGGGACCGCAGCUGCCUGGACCCUUUCACCGGCCGCCAGAGCCUGCAGGCACUCGCCCGCUAUGCUGGCAUCGCCUUCGAGCAGUCGGCCCCGGAGCCUCUGGACAUGGACGUUGUACUCGAGUCCCUUAAGUGCCUGUGCAACCUCGUGCUCAGCAGCCCGGUGGCACAGGUCCUGGCAGCAGAGGCCCGCCUGGUGGUGAGGCUCGCAGAGCGCGUGGGGCUGUAUCACAAGAGCAGCUUCCCACACGACAUCCAGUUCUUUGAUUUGCGCCUCCUCUUCUUGCUAACGGCACUUCGCACCGACGUGCGCCAGCAGCUGUUUCAGGAAUUGCGGGGAGUGCACCUGCUGACUAAUGCGCUGGAGCUGACGCUGGGAAUGACCCCCGAAGAGAACGCGCCUGAGCUCCUUCCUCCCCAGGAGACUGAGCGGGCCAUGGAGAUCCUCAAAGUGCUUUUCAACAUCACCUUCGAUUCCAUCAAGAGAGAGGUGGACGAGGAAGAUGCUUCCCUUUAUCGGCACCUGGGGACCAUCCUGCGGCACUGUGUGAUGGUUGCUGCUGCUGGAGACCGCACAGAGGAGUUCCACGGCCACACAGUGAACCUCCUGGGGAACUUGCCCCUCAAGUGUCUGGACGUCCUCUUUGCCCUGGAGCCACGCAAAGGCUCCUUGGAGUUCCUUGGAGCGAAUAUGGAUGUGAUUCAUGUCCUUCUCAGCUUCCUGGAGAAGCGUCUGCACCAGACGCACAGGCUGAAAGAGAGCGUGGCCCCGGUGCUGAGCGUGCUGACGGAGUGUGCCCGCAUGCACCGCCCUGCCAGGAAGUUCCUGAAGUCCCAGGUGCUGCCCCCACUGCGGGACGUGAGGACCCGGCCUGAGGUUGGGGAGUUGUUGCGGAACAAGCUCGUUCGCCUCAUGACACACCUGGACACUGAUGUGAAGAGAGUGGCCGCUGAGUUCCUGUUUGUCCUGUGCUCUGAGAGUGUGCCCCGAUUCAUCAAGUACACGGGCUACGGGAAUGCCGCCGGCCUCCUGGCUGCCAGGGGCCUCAUGGCGGGGGGCCGGCCUGAGGGCCAGUAUUCGGAGGACGAGGACACGGACACAGAUGAGUACAAGGAAGCCAAGGCCAGCAUAAACCCAGUGACCGGGAGGGUGGAGGAAAAGCCGCCCAACCCCAUGGAGGGCAUGACGGAAGAGCAGAAGGAGCAUGAGGCCAUGAAGCUGGUGAACAUGUUUGACAAGCUCUCCAGGCACAGAGUCAUCCAGCCCAUGGGGAUGAGUCCCCGGGGUCAGCUGACAUCCCUGCAGGAUGCCAUUUGUGAGACCAUGGAGGGGCAGCUCUCCUCGGAACCCGACUCAGACCCCGACUGAGGACAGCAGUCUUCUGUUCCCCCUUCAGAACUGGUGCUGCUUCCAGAGAUGUCCUUGGGACUAUGACCCGGGGAAGCCAUGUCCCUCUCUCCAGCUCAGAGACCCCUUUCUCUUUACUUCCAAAGUUCUGUUAAUGAUUUGUCUCUGGUCCAAUUUCUUACCUUUAGGACUGUGAGGGCCUUGUCCUGCUGCAGCUCUGGGAACUCAGCCUUGAUUUCCACAGAUGAAGUAGUUCUCACAUGUGUGCCAAGAGGAUGUGUGCAGAGGCUGAUGCCUGGGGCAGAGGCUGAGCGUGGGCACACACAAGCAUGUCUGGGUCUGGCACGCUUGCCCAGAGCUUCCAUGUCAAGCAAGCGCUGCAGUUCACGGGAAAAGAACUUGCUAGAACUGUGUGUACUAAUGUCAGAAACAUACUUCCAAGGUAUGCUCUGCUGUUUCUGUCCCCACUGAGCUCAGGACUGGUAGCCUCUUAGGCGUCCUUGGUCCUCGCUCGGCUGUCUGCUGUAGUAUCCACAGCACCCAAGCUCUCACCGGUUGUGACAGUGGAAUCCUGACCAUAAAUAGAUGAAGCGAAGUGCACCUCUUAGAGCCCUAAGUCUGGAUUUCUAUCACCUGCCACAAAGCAUCACAAAAACAUCAUCUUGGAAUAAAGAGUUUGAAGCAAAA